CCCUACAUGCUGUUUCCGGUUAAAAAUAUUACAGUAUUUUAACGAUAUUUUUUAAUAUUUGAAGAUGGCAAGAACAAAAAGAGGUGGUAAAAGAUCAGGAAAAGAAAGAAUAAGGCGAAGCAAAGAAGAAUGGGAGGAAAUGAAGAGACAAAAUCCAGACCUUGGAAAACCUAAAGGAUACAAACUGGGACCCAAAACUAAUGAUGCCUUUGAGACAUUUUAUCAGGGUAUUGGGAUUGUGCCGGAAGGAGAAUGGGAGACGUUCUUGGAGACUAUGAGAAAGGAUCUGCCUACAACCUUCAGAAUCACUGGAUCCAGAGAUCAAGCAGAAGAACUGUUGAAGAUUAUCAAGGGGCAGUACUUCAGCAAGUUUAUAUGUAGAGAUGAUGGAAGUCCUAAACUAGAGCCAAAAUCCUUGCCAUGGUAUCCAAAUGAGCUGGCCUGGCAGCUGGACUUUACAAAGAAACAGAUUAAAAAUGUCAACACAUUAAAAAGCUUACAUGGCUUUCUCAUUUCAGAGACAGAAAGUGGUAAUAUAAGUAGACAAGAAGCUGUGAGUAUGCUGCCUCCAUUACUGAUGGGGAUUGAACCUCAUCAUAAGAUUUUAGAUAUGUGUGCUGCCCCAGGUUCAAAGACUGCCCAGCUUAUUGAAAUGCUACACAGUGAUGAAAAUGUACCAGUUCCUUCUGGUUAUGUUGUUGCUAACGAUAUGGACAACAAACGAUGUUAUUUGAUGACACAUCAAGUGAAACGUAUACAGAGCCCUAACUGUAUGAUAAUCAACCAUGAUGCCAGAAUCUUACCUAACAUGUUUACUUCAACAGAUGAGGAUGCAGAGGUUGUAAGAUACGACAGAAUACUGUGUGAUGUUCCAUGCAGUGGAGAUGGGACAAUGCGUAAAAACCCGGAUAUUUGGAACAAAUGGCAUGUCAAUGGUGCAUACAAUCUUCACAGAAUACAGAAGAAAGUGUUGCAGCGAGGAUUGGAGUUGCUGGCUGUUGGUGGACGUCUUGUAUAUUCAACCUGUUCACUUAACCCUAUCGAAGAUGAAGCUGUCAUUUUAACACUAAUAAAGCAGUGUAAGGGAUCUGUUGAACUGGUGGACGUGAGUGACAAAUUACCUGGACUGAAAUACAGUAAAGGAACGUACUCGUGGAAGAUAAUGACAAAGAAGGGUGAAUGGUAUGAGACGGAGGAGCAAGCUCCGGACCAGUUUAGGAAUAGUUGGGAUAGCACCAUGUAUCCACCUAUCAUCACAGAGGCGCAGGAUGCUAAACUUGAGAGAUGUAUUAGAGUGUUGCCCCAUCAACAGAAUACUGGAGCAUUCUUCAUAGCUGUGAUAGAGAAAACACAGGAGUUACCGUGGUCAUCAGGUAGAACGCAGAGGAGAGCUGACCCCAUUAUUAACCCAAGGAAUCGACUAGAUGAGUCGGAGAAGAAGAUAGCAGGGUCAGAACAUUUUUCAUUUGGAGUGAGGAGCGCAGGUGGACUUUACACAUACGCCAGGUGCAAUCUGUGUAAUGCUAAACUACAGGGCAAGAGUGAUUAUAACAGUCAUGUACAGGGCAAGAAACAUCAGAAAGAACUAGAGAUUAGAAAAGCAGCAGAGAAAGACAAAGCUGCAACAGAAUCUCAAGAAAUCAAAUCAGAGACAAUGGAAACCAUGGAAACAGAAAACAGUAAUACAGUCAAAACUGAGGUGACUGAAAAUGCUGUUCACUCAGAAACACUCAGUAAACAGACUGAAAGUGAUAACAGUGAUAACACUGACAGUGUAGAUAAAAUGGAAAUGAAGAGAAAAAGGACUGAUAGUGAUGAAGCAGAAACAUAUGGGAAGGUAGAUGAAGAUAGUAUUGUAAAAAAUGAAGACCAAAGUCAAGUUGAGGCAGCUGGAGAUUCAGCUGCAGAUAAGCUGCCACCAGCAAAGAAAAUGAAGAUGGAAACACAAAAUGAAGAAAUUAAAUUGGUCAUGUAUGGUCACAGGGAAGAUCCUUUCCUCUUUUGCUCGAAAGAUGAUCCCAUCUGGCCAAAUAUUCAAACAUUUUAUGACAUCUCUGAAGAUUUGGGUGUGGAACAGAUUAUGUACAGAAAUAUGAAACGUGUUCUGUAUUAUGUCUCGAAACCUAUACGUAACCUAGUCAUCUGUAACAGUGAGAGGGUCAAGUUUAUCAACCUGGGAGUGAAGUGUUUCAGUAAUGCUCCAUCUCCUCUUGUACCAGAUUGUGAUUUCAGACUCUCUCAGGAGGGAUUGUUAGCCAUUCAACAGCAUGUAAGAGGUAGACGUGUAACCUUGACCCGACAAGAUGUGAUCACAAUUCUGAGUCAGGAAAACCCGUUCAUUUGUAAACUUUGUCCAUCAGCUCAGGAAAAUGUAUAUGCUAUGGAUCCAGGAAGUGCUCUCUUCCAUUUCAAACCAAGUGAAAGUGAUCCAGAACCCAAUGUAGAGAUUGUGUUCUGUGGUUGGCGUGGGAAGACGUCUGUGAGAUCAUUUGUUGGGAAGGAUGAGAGAUCUCACUACCUGCGACUGUGCGGAGUGGAGUUGUCUGAUAUACAGUCAAAAGUACAGGAAAUGAAGUCGUCGAGGGAUACCAGUAUAUCUCUGUCUGGUACAGAAACUCCAGUUGGAGUGCCCUCAGGGGACGAGGCUGAACUAGAACAGUGGAAUAAGGAAGAGGAAGCACCAAGAGGAACUGAGGCAGAUGAGGCAGAAGGGGGAAAUAGUAUUGAAGCUUUGAAUAUAGAGAUUGAGGCUCCUGUAAAGUUAGAAUCUGAUAAUGAUAAAGAACAGACUGAUGAAGGUCAGGCUGAUGAAGGUCAGGCUGAUACAGAAAAUGAAAAUAAUAAAGAUGUUGAUUGAAAUAAAUGAAGAAGAACCUUUAAAUUAAUGUAGAAAAUGAGACAGAGGCUCCUUGGGAGAAAGUGGCUGUUACUGAUAUGGAGGAGAACAAUGCUUAAUAGGCUGAUGCAGUUAUUCACAUUUAAAAAAACAACAACAAAACUGAAGCAUCUAUUUUAAGAAGGUGGCAUUUAAAAUUAAAUAAAUGGCACAUGCUGUUUGCAAUUUAUACCAGCUUUAUACAAAUACAAGGAUCGCAGAGGAGUUUUAUACUGACUGAAUAAUAAACAAAAUCAAUUUCCACGAACAUUUAAUUCUGGCUAAUGUUAGGUAUACAGUUUAGAUUCUACACCUGAUAAUGGUUUUAACCCUAAAUGUUAACAAGUAGCUUAUGAGGCAAACUGUUGGAUACAUAAAUAAUAUACCAACUAGCAGUUCAGAAGACAGAUAUUAAAAAAUACAACACCACCAGAUAAUACAAAGAAGAAUCGCCUGGUGUUGAACAUGAAAAUAUAGAAAAAAAAGUCAAUCUGCAGUCCAAAAAUAGACACUUCCAAAGAAUUAAGCUGGGUAUGAACAGGGAAAAAAUGUUUUUAAGUACAAAUAUUACUGCUGCCAAAAUAAGUUGGCAGUUUGUUGUUGAACAUUUGAUAUGUAUUAACCUGUUAUUGUGGUCCAGAAUAAAAAACAGCUUUUAAAAUUUUAUGUAAAUAAAAUAAAAUGUUACUGAA
Molecule: messenger RNA, 3567 nt
Organism: Mercenaria mercenaria
Lineage: Eukaryota; Metazoa; Mollusca; Bivalvia; Venerida; Veneridae
Product: RNA cytosine-C(5)-methyltransferase NSUN2-like
Exons: 23
Coding region: 65-2857 (930 amino acids)
Biological process (GO): tRNA methylation
Cellular component (GO): nucleus; cytoplasm
Molecular function (GO): tRNA (cytidine-N5)-methyltransferase activity; tRNA binding
Source: RefSeq, a predicted model, not a curated record